UUUUUGAAGUGUACAGUGUACUGAACAAAGCACUAUACUUUUUCUAGUCUGAUUAGGCGUUUUUAUCAACUUUCUAUUAAUUAGUAAGUGUGUAGGUAAAAAGCAGUAAUUGUAAGUGAUAUUUUCUUUGGACCUCAGUCAUGCACGCUGUACGACGCUCGUGUUGGAGAUAUUCUUUUCGAGCAUUCAGUACAAAAGUUCCCGGAGUACCAGGAGCCGCGAAACCCAUACACGAGGUUCCUUUGUCGGAGGCAUUGCCUGGUUUUCCUAAACCGUCUUUCGCUGUGGUAAAUGAACGUGUCCAAAAUCAGACACGGGUUACGACAUUGAGCAAUGGACUGCGAGUGGCAUCACAACCAAAAUUCGGACAAUUCUGUACGAUUGGGACUGUGAUCGACGCUGGAUCUCGUUACGAGGUUGCCUAUCCGAGCGGAAUUUCUCAUUUUCUCGAGAAAGUCGCCUUUCAGUCUACCAAAGAGUUUAGCGGGCGUGAUGCCAUCCUGCAGGAGCUCGAAAAGCAUGGCGGAAUUUGUGAUUGUCAAGUUAGCCGAGAAACAGCUGUUUACGCUGUUUCAGUCGAAACGGAUGGCUACGACGGAAUUAUUAGAAUGCUUAACGAAGUUACCAGGAGAAUGCAGAUAUCCGACCCCGAAUUGGCUGAUGUGCGCCGAGCGGUGAAAUUCGAUUUAGACGAUCAGCAAAUCCGCCAUGAGCAAGAACCUUUGAUUAUGGAAAUGAUCCAUGCUGCGGCUUACCGGGAGAACACUCUUGGGUUGCCUCGUAUUUGUCCGGCUGAAAAUAUCGAGAAAAUCAGUCGAAAUACAAUUUUCACUUACUUAUCUCAGUAUUAUCAUCCAUCGCGAAUGGUCAUCGCGGCUGUGGGACUGGACCAUGACGCUCUUGUUAAGAGCGUGGAGAAAUAUUUCUUACAAACUAAAUCCAUGUGGGAAGAGGAUCCGAGCUUGCUCAGUCUUGACGCCAUGAAAUCUCCACCAGACCUCUCGCUUGCACAGUAUACCGGCGGGGAUAUUAGAAUUGAGAAAGAUCUUUCCGAUAUUAGCAUGGGACCAACACCCAUACCCGAAUUGGUGCAUUUCGCACUGGGUUUCGAAAGCUGUUCAUACAAAGACCCGGAUUUUAUUCCAUUUUGUGUAUUAAACAUACUUAUGGGUGGCGGUGGAUCGUUUAGCGCCGGUGGCCCCGGAAAAGGAAUGUAUACCCGUUUGUACUUGAAUGUUUUGAACCAGUACCACUGGAUGUUCAACGCGACAGCAUACAACCAUAGUUACGCUGAUACAGGCUUGUUCUGUAUCCAUGCCAGUGCUGAUCCAAAAAUGGCAUCAAACUUAGUUGAUGUUAUUGUUACUGAGUUUAGGAGGAUGACCGGUCCAAUAGAAGAGGAAGAACUGGAUCGUGCCAAAAUUCAGCUGUCAUCUAUGCUGAUGAUGAACUUGGAAUCUCGACCGGUAAUUUUCGAAGAUAUUGGCCGGCAAGUUUUGGCAUACGGUCACAGAAAGCCAUCCCGUCAGCUGGUCGACGAAAUUAACAACGUCACCGAACACGACAUUAGAAGAGUGGCCGAAAGGAUGUUGAAAUCCAAACCAUCCGUUGCUGGAUUGGGAGACGUGAAAGUAUUGCCGAGCUACUCUACAAUCGAGGCUCAACUCUUUAAGCAGCCAGAAGUGAAGAAAGCUCGAUCGUUUUCUCUUUUUGCUUGAUACGGAAUUGUUGCGUGGAAUGACGUUUUUUUGUGUCAUUAAUUUUUUGAACAAUUUUUUUAGAUUUUGACGUUGAUUUUUGAAAAUUGUUAUACCAACCUGGUGGAUAAUUAUUUCCGAGCGGCAGAUUUUUGUUCAAAUGCAGAAAUUAUGGCGUUAAACAUGACUGCCCGAAAACAGUGCAAGGUGUCGUUGUCACAAUGACAAAAUGACAAUCUAGUAGUGAUUCGAAGCCUAAAAUCUUCGAGGUUCUGUAAACAAUAAAUGUAUA
Paramacrobiotus metropolitanus is the source of this 1989-nucleotide messenger RNA. RefSeq names its product mitochondrial-processing peptidase subunit alpha-like. Gene Ontology annotation, cellular component: mitochondrion. The transcript is spliced from 5 exons. The record is from RefSeq and is a predicted model, not a curated record. The coding region runs from base 141 to 1718 and encodes 525 amino acids. Gene Ontology annotation, molecular function: metal ion binding. NCBI's taxonomy places the organism in Eukaryota, Metazoa, Tardigrada, Eutardigrada, Parachela, Macrobiotidae.